Xiphophorus couchianus (Monterrey platyfish) is the source of this 4035-nucleotide messenger RNA. RefSeq lists its product as uncharacterized. The record is from RefSeq and is a predicted model, not a curated record. Gene Ontology annotation, molecular function: zinc ion binding; nucleic acid binding. NCBI's taxonomy places the organism in Eukaryota, Metazoa, Chordata, Actinopteri, Cyprinodontiformes, Poeciliidae. The transcript has a single exon. Bases 1 to 4035 code for a protein of 1344 amino acids. Gene Ontology annotation, biological process: DNA integration.
AUGAGCGCGACAUUCGGCACUCUGUCAGCAUUUGAUGCUACAGAACAAACUUGGGAAGAAUACUGUGAGAUUCUUGAUCAGUUUUUUGAAGCAAAUGACAUUGAUGAUGGUGAUAAGCAGAGGGCUAUACUUAUUAGUGUGGUGGGACCAGCCACGUAUAAGCUAAUGAGAAACCUCGUGAGCCCGGACAAGCCCAGCUCUAAAACGUACAGUCAGUUGGUUACAAGGCUGAAAGAGCACUUUAAUCCAAAACCAAGUGAGAUUGUGCAAAGAUACAAGUUUGACUCUCGUUCCCGUGAACCUGCUGAGUCCGUUAGUGCAUACAUAGCAGAGCUCAGGCGCCUGGCUCAAGAUUGUAAUUUUGGUACUACGCUGGAACGGCGGCUGAGGGAUCGUCUCGUGUGCGGGAUUGAUAACGACAGGAUUCAAAGACGUCUGCUGUCGGAGAGUGACCUGACAUUUGAAAAAGCAUUUCAGAUAGCUGUGGCCGUAGAAGCUGCAAACAGGAACGUUUCAGACUUGCAACAGUCGGCGGCGUGUCACAGCAUGGUGACGAAGGGAAAAGAAAAGAGAGCAGAUUGGGAAAAUGGAGAGAGUGAGUGUUACCGAUGUCAUGGCACACGCCACAGUGCUGUCGAAUGUAGGUUUAAAGACGCCAAAUGUCACAUUUGUGGAAAAAUAGGACAUAUUGCCAGGGCAUGCAGGUCCAAAAAUAAAAAGAAAGAUGAGACCAGUCUUAAGGGAAGAGGAGCACGUCAAGGCGGGCGCCAAGGACGGUCACACAAAUCACACAAGGUAUGUGAAAAACAAGAGGAUGACAAUAGUUCAGAUCAAGAUGAAGAAGCCUUCACUCUAGCAUGUUUGUCGACGGAAACGUCUAUCCAGAAAGUUGAGCCCUUCGAAGUAAAAGUGGAAGUUAACAGAACAGAAGUGAAGUUUGAAAUUGACACAGGAUGUAGUGUCAGUCUUAUGAAUGAAAACCACUUUUCGGAGUUGUGGCAUAAAGACAGUCGACCACAGAUUAAAGAAAGUAAACUCUCUCUUAAGUCCUAUGGUGGAGAGAAAAUUACAGUGGUUGGCAUAGCUCAGGUUGAGGUGAGUUAUGCAAACCAGAAGAAAACGCUGCCCCUAGUGGUAGUGAAGGGAACUGGACCAAAUCUGCUAGGCAGAGGAUGGCUGGAAGAAUUGAAAGUCAAGUGGGAUGAGAUUAGACACGUGAAAACAGAGGCACAAGGAUUACAGGAAGUUCUCUUGAGACAUGAAGAGGUUUUUAAAGAAGAACUGGGAAUGUUAAGAGGUGUGCAUGCAGCCAUCCGUGUAUCUGCAGACGCCCAGCCUAAAUUUUACAAGCCCCGUUCAGUCCCAUAUGCCAUGAGGUCUAAGGUGGAAGAGGAGUUAGAACGACUUUUAAAGGAGGGUAUCGUAACCCCAGUGAAGUAUGCAGAUUGGGCCGCGCCCAUUGUGCCCGUUCUAAAGCCGGAUGGCUCUAUCAGAAUUUGUGGUGAUUAUAAAUUAACAGUAAACAAGGCUUCAUCACUGGAACAAUACCCAAUUCCCCGCGUUGAAGACCUUUUCAAUUCACUAACAGAAGGCAAACUGUUUACCAAGCUCGACCUAAGUCAUGCGUAUCAGCAGAUAGUUAUGGAUGAGGACUCCCAGAAAUACCUGACGAUAAACACGCACUGUGGCCUUUUCACUUAUAACAGACUACCAUUUGGAGUGUCAUCAGCCCCAGCUAUUUUCCAAAGAACAAUGGAAAGCUUGUUGCAAGGUCUCCCAAAUGUAGUAGUUUACUUGGAUGACAUACUGCUAACUGGAAGUGACACCAGAGGACACCUGAAAACGCUGGAUGAAGUUCUCAAACGACUAAAGGAAGCCGGACUGCGACUGCACAGGAGUAAAUGUGCAUUCUUACAGGAUCAGGUGGAAUACCUGGGUCACAGAAUUGAUGCGGAAGGUUUGCACCCAGUACAAAGCAAAGUGAGAGCCAUUGAGGAAGCUCCGCCUCCCACAACAGUGACGGAACUAAAAGCUUUUUUGGGCCUCCUGAACUACUACAACAAGUUUCUUCCUAACCUUGCUACACGCUUGGCACCAUUACAUCAUCUGCUGAGGAAAGGAGUUCCUUGGCGUUGGAAUAAAGAACAGCAGGAAGCAUUCAGCUUAGCUAACCAGCUGCUGAAAUCUGCCAACGUACUGUGUCAUUACUCAGCAGACAGAGACCUGGUGCUUGCAUGUGACGCCUCCCCAUACGGCGUGGGAGCCUUGCUGUCACAUGUGAUGGAAGAUGGGAGUGAGCGACCUUUGGGGUUCAUGUCAAGGACAUUAACGCCAGCGGAAAAGCGUUACUCACAGCUUGACAAGGAGGGGUUAGCCAUCAUAUUCGGGAUCAAACGAUUUCACAAGUACAUUUUUGGUCGGAAAUUCACAAUCAACACUGACCACAAACCUCUGAUCUCCCUUUUUAAUGAAACGAAACCAGUGCCACAGAUGGGAUCGCCAAGAGUGCAAAGGUGGUCUACCCUGUUGAGAGCAUAUGAGUACAACAUUGUAUACAAGCCAGGUCAAGUUCACGCUAACGCUGAUGCAUUGAGUCGUCUGCCACUGCCACAGACUGAUGAGGAGGAAGACUCAGGACAAGUCUUCAUGCUGGAUGUGAUGGAUAAUCCACCCAUCACCACAUCCCAAGUACAACAAUGGACAGCUAAAGACCAAAUUCUGUCACAAGUGCUGUCAUGGUGUUUAAAAGGUUGGCCCAACAAAGUGGACACUCAGUUCAAGGCCUACAGUCAGAGAAGGUUAGAGUUGAGUGUGAAAGAUGGAUGUGUACUGUGGGGUGCCAGAGUGGUUGAUCCACCGAAGGGAAGGUCUACCCUUUUAAAACAACUACAUUGUAUACAUCCUGGCAUCUCAAGGAUGAAAGGUUUGGCACGUUCUUACAUGUGGUGGCCCGGGAUGGAUGCUGAAAUAGAGAAGGAAGUACAAUCCUGCCGCACAUGUCAGGAAAAUAGGAAGGCUCCAGCUGCUGCACCCCUGCAUCCUUGGGAGUGGCCAGAGACACCCUGGAGUAGACUACAUGUAGAUUAUGCCGGCCCUCUCUCGGGCAAGAUGUUUCUUGUUGUGGUAGAUGCACAUUCGAAAUGGAUUGAUGUGUAUCCCACGAACAGUGCAACAAGUCAAGUUACCAUAGAGAAACUCAGACAGUGUUUCAGCACACAUGGCCUACCCCAGAUGAUAGUUUCAGACAACGGCACAUGCUUCACGAGUCAAGAGUUUGAAAUGUUCUUGAAACAGAAUGGAAUACAGCAUGUUACAUCUGCACCUUUCCACCCAGCAUCUAAUGGCCUGGCUGAAAGGGCUGUACAGACAUUCAAACAAGGCCUGAAGAAAACUAAUGGGGACACUUUGGAGACAAGGUUGGCAAGAUUCCUGUUUAACUACAGAAUCACACCACAAUGUACCACAGGUUUGUCACCUGCUGAGCUGCUGAUGUCACGGAGAUUGCGUUCUACGCUGGAUCUCUUACUGCCGGACAUAAAGGCGAAAGUACGUAAGAAGCAAGCAAACCAGAAGGAAUAUCAUGACAACCACAGCAAGUGGAGAAGCUUUUCUCCCGGCGAUGAUGUGUUCAUCCGUAACUACAGUCAUGGACCGAAGUGGGUGCCUGCCAUCCUUUUAGGGAGCACAGGUCCAGUGUCUUAUACGGUGCAGAUGGGAGAUGGACGUGUCAUGCGGCGUCAUGUUGAUCAAAUCAAGAAACGACAUGUGAUGCAGAGGGGGAUGGAUUGGGCUGGAGCACAGUGUGCUCUUCAGUUUCCAGAUGAAGUAGUGGCACUCGGGCCGAUGGACUCGGUGGCUCCAUCUUCAGGAGGAAGGGCAUUAGUGGAGCCUGCUGAAACAGCUCAGGUUCAUUUUCCUGUGGUGGAUGUGCCAGACGUGGACAUUGAACAGAGAACCGAUCCACCACCAGUACUACGCCGCUCAGAUCGUCAAAGGAAGACUCCUCCUUAUCUGAAUGACUUUUUAUGCGAGUAG